AUGUCCACCAUACAGCAGCAGCACCACCACCAACAACAACAAUCAGGUUUUAGAGCUUCUCUGUUUCUGUUGGUAUUGGCUGUGCCAGUCAUCAUUGUUAUUAGUCUGAUUCUUUUGUGGAGAUGUAGAACAAAGUUAUUCACAGCAAGAAAUGUGUAUGAAAAUGAAAGCCUUGUGGUUUUCUCAUUUGCGCAAAUAAGGAACUCAACAAAACAAUUCUCUGAAAUACUCGGAGAAGGUGGUUUUGGCUGUGUUUUCAAGGGAACAUUGCCAGGUUCCGUUGUAGUGGCUGUCAAGAAGCUAAAAGGCCUUGGACAGGGAGAGAAGCAGUUUCGAGCAGAGGUCCAGACCAUUGGGAUGAUUAAUCACAAGAAUCUUGUUCGUCUACUUGGAUUCUGUGCUGAUAGCAAUAACAGGUUGUUGGUCUAUGAGUACAUGGAAAAAGGUUCCUUAAGUUCGCAUCUCUUUUCUACAGAUUCUGCAAAGUUGAGCUGGGAAUUGCGGUACCGUAUAGCUCUUGGAACAGCAAGAGGCUUAUCUUAUCUGCAUGAUGAGUGCAAGCAUUGCAUUAUACACUGCGAUAUGAAGCCAGAUAAUGUUCUUCUUGAUGCAGAGUUUUGUCCAAAGAUUGCAGACUUCGGUAUGGCAAAGCUUCUUGGUCGAGAUUUCAGCAGGGCCCUAACAACAAUGCGAGGGACCAUCGGAUAUCUUGCACCGGAGUGGAUCUCAGGUUUACCAAUCACACAUAAGGCUGAUGUCUACAGCUACGGAAUGAUGCUUUUUGAAAUCAUAUCAGGACGAAGGAAUGCGGAGAAAAUUAAGGAAGGGAAGUUUACUUACUUUCCCAUCUUUGUUGCAGUCAAGGUGAAUGAAGGAGAUGUUAUGUGUCUAUUGGAUAGUAGGUUGGAAGGUGAUGCAGAUGUGGAGCAGCUGACCAGAGCUUGUAGAAUUGCAUGCUGGUGCAUCCAAGAUGCUGAAGAUCAUAGGCCAAAGAUGGGGCAAAUUGUUCAAAUACUAGAGGAUGGUUUGGCUGUCGAAGUACCUCCAGUUCCAAGGUUACUGCAGAAUUUUAUGGGCACUUAUGAUUGAUUGCACUCGCUCUACAGAUUUUUUUAUAUAGUAUCUCAAAGACUGAAAGCCUCUUUGUGUUUGUCCAAACCUAUGUCAAGAAUUAAG
Lolium rigidum is the source of this 1176-nucleotide messenger RNA. RefSeq names its product G-type lectin S-receptor-like serine/threonine-protein kinase At2g19130. Gene Ontology annotation, biological process: protein phosphorylation. The transcript has a single exon. NCBI's taxonomy places the organism in Eukaryota, Viridiplantae, Streptophyta, Magnoliopsida, Poales, Poaceae. The record is from RefSeq and is a predicted model, not a curated record. Bases 1 to 1089 code for a protein of 362 amino acids. Gene Ontology annotation, molecular function: ATP binding; protein kinase activity.